Saccoglossus kowalevskii is the source of this 828-nucleotide messenger RNA. RefSeq names its product anther-specific proline-rich protein APG-like. The record is from RefSeq and is a predicted model, not a curated record. Lineage: Eukaryota; Metazoa; Hemichordata; Enteropneusta; Harrimaniidae.
GCCUGCGAUGAAGUCAGAAAUUACGCCGAUGUUCUGGACGCAGAGUUUACGGAAACUGAAGAAAUCGAACUCAAAUUACUAGAGAGGUUUAGUUCGAUCAAUUUAUUCCUGACAGAAAACAAGCCAGCGAAGCAAGAAUUACAUCCAGUCCCACAACUUGGUCAACACGAAGUAAACCAACAACCAAUCCCUCCAGAUGAUCAACAAGCACCGGUCCAACAGCUCGUACCACCGCCGACACCUCAAGUCGUACCGCCGCCGACACCCCAAGUCGUACCGCCGCCGACACCUCAAGUCGCACUGCCGCCGACACCUCAAGUCGUACCACCGCCGACACCUCAAGUCGUACCGCCGCCGACACCUCAAGUCGUACCGCCGCCGACACCUCAAGUCGUACCGCCGCCGACACCUCAAAUCGUGCUGCCGCCGACACCUCAAGUCGUACCGCCGUCGACACCUCAAGUCGCGCCCCCAGUACCGACGUUUCAAGUCGCGUUUCAACCACCUGUACAACAGUUCGAUCAACCCGCUAAUGCACCAGUGCCUCAAGUAGAAGUUACACAAAAUAACUUUUUGAACAAUUCAAUUCCAACAGCUCAUAUUUCAGGUAUGAAUCCACAAUACACUCAAUUUAAUUCUGUUCAAUUGCCACGUAUUGAUUUGCCCGUCUAUUCAGGCGAGUAUACGGGGUGGGCUGAAUUUUGGGAUAUGUUCAAUGCUGCUGUAGGUUUAAAUCCACAACUUAGUCCUAUAAUCAAAUUUGCUUAUUUGAAAAGGUCGUUAGAGGGGGAGGCUCUAGAAGUAAUAACCGGCUUAGAUCUUACUAUA